CGGAGGAAGCGACCGCAGCCAGGCGGAGCAACACAUCGUUGGUCGCCGACUCCCGGCUGAAGGAGGGCAGAGAGGCGGACAGAUGUGAGGCGGACUACGAAACGACAACAAGCUGCCGUCAAGACGGAGACUCUUCCAUUCUGAUAACAUGUGGCAACCCGCGUCGGAACGACUGCAGCACUUUCAGAGCAUGCUGAAGACCAAGCUGAAUGUGCUGACGCUAAGGAAGGAGCCGUUGCCCACGGUGAUCUUCCAUGAGCCCGAGGCCAUUGAACUUUGCUCCACCACACCGCUUACAAAGAGCCGGACCCAUGCUGGAUAUAAGGUGACCUACCUGGGCAAGGUGACGGUUUCUGGGACCAACUUCCUGUCCGGCUGCACAGAGUCAGCUGUGGUUGGUCUGGUGGAGCACCAUGGCCUUGCUCAACCGCAGGGUAUGGUUCCAUCGGGCGGCUCUUUGCUGGAGAUACGGCCCUUCCAGGUACGUCUCCACCACCUGGACGGGCAAGCAGAGGCCUCAGUAACCAUGGACACCUACCAGGUGGCAAGGAUCGCGUACUGCACAGCCGACCAUAGCGUCCGACCCAACGUAUUUGCCUGGAUCUACCGGGAGAUCAACGACGACCUGUCCUUCCAGAUGCACUGCCACGCGGUGGAGUGCGAGAGCAAGCUGGAGGCUAAGAAGCUAGCCCACUCGAUGAUGGAGGCUUUCCGCAAGACUUUCCACAGUAUGCGCAGCGACGGCCGCAUCAAUAAGAGCGGCUCGUCAGAUGAGUUCGCUGAGGAGUUGUCUACGCCUGAAGAUUCCACCCCGGACGACGGUUGAACUGCCAAUCAUCACAACUCCUGAUCCCCAUUCUUGCAAGACAAGGGGUGAAGGGAAGGACGGUCAGAUUAGCUGCUCUCUCUCAUUCUCCCCUAUUACUUUCUCAAUGGACAUCAAUAGCAGACUCUCUUCUUGAUGGUACAACUUCAAAUUUAAAGUCGACCCUGAAGACAUUUCUUAGAUAUUUACAUUCCAAUUUCCCACAUCCACAAACAGAGGUACUUGUAUUAAGUUCUUCAAGCAAAAUGCAAUCCCUGUUCUUCAGACCCCUGUCUUAAGAAAGCCUUUAUCAGGACCCAGCAGUGCUAGGCAUCUGACUAUUCGAGGCCCCAAUCGAGAGUUCUGGAGACGGCAUUGAUUCUAUGUGCAUGAAUGCCUUCAUCUUUGAUCAACACAAACAAGGUUAUACAUUGAAAGCACUUCAUAAACCUUAUGGCACCUUCUCCAAAAAAUAAUUUCCCUGCAAGUACAUCUACUGGUGUGGAUGGUACUUAGAUCAAUAACUACAAAGGUACUUCAGCAGGUGUAAGGCAGCGGAAGAACGUAGGUACCGGGUAGAUAUUUCAGAUGUUCUGAACGGGCCGGCAGCUCUGGGACAUCCCAAUCGUUCAUGUCCAAUUUCUGUUUGAAACAUACCAAAAUCCAGGCUCAUUGGUGCCUGUCAGAUUACGUGCCUCGAUUUCCAUCCCACAUGGUCUAAGUCCUAUUUAGUAUGUGUGGCCAUGAAUGUGUCCGGAUUAUGUUCUAUCUCCGUGUUUGUAUGUGAUUGUGUGCAAAACAGCCUUCGUAGAAAACGGGAAAAGUCCAGAUGAAUAGUUGAGGCGAUAUUUGUCGCGUGAUAGGUUUGAGACGAGGAAUUCCUCAAACAAGCAAGGUACUGUGCCCAGUUUGAGGGCGCCGCCGCCACCAAGGAGCCUUCCGAGCUAAUGACGGACAUCCUAUCUGCCAAAUUAUGAGGAGUUCAAAAUGCUACACACCAUCUCCUCACGCCAUCAAGGAGCUUUCUGGGAUUAUUAUUUUCUAAUAGUACUAUAAUCAGCAGAUGAUUGGGGGAUUUUCUUCAAAAAGAACGAUGAACCAGUGCUGGUCCACACGCAGCCUACAAACCAGACAAGGCUUCAAGCUAAGUUACAACAAAUGUUCAGCCAUACGUCUAAUUCUACAUACUGUACGAGCGUGCACAUUGUGUCGGAUUCCCACUUGAUAAGCUUAUGUAAAUACAAAUAUGUCAGUUCCCGAAUAUUACAGAGUAAAUGUUGAUAGAUAUUUUAAAUUUAAAAACAAGCUGACAUAUAUCGUACCAUAAAGGAACAGUGUUAUAAAGCCUACUGUGAAUCAUAAGUGGAGAGUUUGAUAGAAGUGAUAUAUACGUGUGUGUGUGUUGGAUGAGACUGAAUGUGGUCGCAAGAGACGUGUGCAGGUUCAAGUGGGAGAAAACUGUUGAUUACUCUGUCCAGUCUGUUUGGAAGCUCAGGCUUGCUUUAAAUGUUUGACAAAUGUUACCUAAGUGUUUUCUAUACAGUGUCUGCAAAGAUCAAGCAACAGUUGCAUAUAAAGCAUUUACCCAGACAAUGUUGUGUGAGGCUC
Entelurus aequoreus (snake pipefish) is the source of this 2413-nucleotide messenger RNA. RefSeq names its product PTB-containing, cubilin and LRP1-interacting protein-like. The record is from RefSeq and is a predicted model, not a curated record. Lineage: Eukaryota; Metazoa; Chordata; Actinopteri; Syngnathiformes; Syngnathidae. Bases 149 to 826 code for a protein of 225 amino acids. Gene Ontology annotation, biological process: negative regulation of insulin receptor signaling pathway; negative regulation of D-glucose import across plasma membrane; regulation of mitochondrial membrane potential. The transcript has 3 exons. Gene Ontology annotation, cellular component: cytoplasm.